GCCAAUAGAAAAGGGCACAAAAGUCACGCAUCCAGCCCUCAGCUGUUUUUGUUUUUGUCUGCCUCCUGUUAACUCUAGAAGUUAGGGUUAAAACAAAAUACAAGCGCCGUGUUCUAAAAUAGAAGAAACAACAAAUACUUUUAGUUUCAGGAUUCAAGUCAUCAAUUUGCAAUUUGUAUAGCAUGUAUUACAUUGUAAUAACUAAUCUCAAGCGCAUACGUGUGUAGAGGAGCUGGGUUUCGAGGUGAUCGAUCCGAACACAGGCCACUGAACUAGGGCAGUGGAGCAGGACAGGAUAAUCACUGUGGACGAGAUGGAGGAACGGGAGACAUCCGACGGUCCGGGAGGGCCUCAAGGCUUGAUCAGCGCCUCGUUCAACCAGGACACCACCUCUCUAUCAGUGGGCACUAAGUCAGGCUACAGACUCUUCUCUGUCACCUCAGUGGACAAGAUGGACUGCAUCCACGAAGGAGCGGAGUGUCCAGACGUGUACAUCGUGGAGCGGUUGUUCUCCAGCAGUCUGGUGGCGGUGGUCAGUCUCUCCAUGCCCCGACGUAUGAACGUCUACCACUUCAAAAGGGGAACAGAGAUCUGCAACUAUAGCUACUCUAACAACAUCCUCUCAGUCCGGCUCAACAGACAGAGGCUGGUGGUGUGUCUGGAGGAGUCAGUGUACAUUCACAACAUCAAAGACAUGAAGCUGCUGAAGACGCUGCUCAACACGCCCCACAACCCCUCGGGUCUCUGUGCCCUCUCUGUGAACCAUGGUAACUCCUACCUGGCGUACCCUGGCAGUCAGACCAUCGGAGAGAUCAUGGUCUAUGACACCAACAACCUGAGCAAGGUGACGAUGAUCCCAGCCCAUGACAGUCCCCUGGCAGCCCUCACAUUCAACGCUUCAGGAACAAAACUGGCCAGUGCCUCCGAGAGGGGUACAGUGAUCAGAGUGUUCACCAUCCCAGAGGGACAGAGGCUGUUUGAGUUCCGUAGAGGGAUGAAGAGGGCAGUGUGCAGUGCGAUGGCGAUUGCAUCCUCUGUGGAUCUAUUGGGGCGGUAUGUGAGUAUCAGCUCGUUGUCCUUUAGUUCAGACGCACAGUUCCUCUGUGCCUCCAGCAACACAGAGACGGUCCAUAUCUUCAAACUGGAACAGCACAGCCCCAGUCGAGAUGGCGAGUCUCCUACGUGGGGUGCCUACGUGGGGAAGAUGUUCACAGCAGCCAGCACCUACCUUCCCUCCCAGGUCUCUGACAUGAUGCACCAAGACCGGGCCUUUGCCACCGUACGACUCAACAUGUUCGGACUCAAGAACGUAUGCGCCUUGUCCACGGUUCAGAAGCUACCUCGUCUGCUGGUGGCAUCAUCAGAUGGACAUCUCUACAUCUAUAACAUUGACCCACAGGAUGGAGGAGAGUGUGUUCUGGUCAGGAAACACAGGCUAUUUGAAAGAGAUGAGGCGCCACAGGAAGCACAACCGGAAAAGGAGGAGUCAGAGGAUGGAAGGUCCCUCCCACCGUCAACCAGCCCAUCAUACGCUGCCACUGUGUCCCUCCCCUCGACCCCACCUUCUUCUACCACUCUCACAGGCUACUCAGAGGAUGGAGGGGCUGAGAAAGGGGAUGUGAUCCCUGAACAUGAGUUUGCCGAGGGACCCGUCUGUCUGGAUGACGAGAACGAGUUUCCUCCCGUCAGCAAACAGACCAACUGACCCACCACUUCCCUGGAACCAAUCAACUGGAGCCAUUAUGACCCGCCACUUCCCAGGAACCAAUCAACUAGAGCCAUUCACGCAAGAAGGAAGUAUAUCAGUGUUAAGAGAACCCCCCACCCCAUGUCCCCAACGAGCCAAUCAAAUGGGAGAAAUGUAGAUGCCACAGUGUUGAUUGGUUACUCUAAUGUGCCAUUCAGAAGUAGAGUGUGGCUAGAUAGUAGACCCGUCUCAGUACAUUGUCUCAUACCUGGCCCUAAAGGUCAGUAUGAAUACAAUUUAAAUCCAUUCCCUAACUAUCAGAAGGGAAGCAGGUCUGGGCUAUGAAUUUGUAGCCUUCCUCUAGUCUAAUAUUAACCAAUAUUUAACCUGGUUAAAAAGGAACUUUAAUAUUGAAUUGCAAUCAUAUAGCGCUAUUGAGAAGUGCUCUGAGCGCUUAACCAUUCAGUUGUACUUUUAUAACCUGUUUAGUAUAGUGAUUUCUAACACUGACUGGAUAGUGAGGUCCGAGUCCUAUUCUGCUGCUUGAUGCAUAUUGGCUAGAACCCAGUGUAGGGUGGAAGAGGGCAGAGAGGGUCACAGACAGACUGCGUCUUAUCAGUGGGCUAUAGCUGUGCCACGCCCUGAGAGAGAAGAGGGGGGAGGGAGAGAGAGGAUGGUGGAAUAGAGAAGGAGAGAGAGAGGAUGGUGGAAUAGAGAAGGAGAGAGAGGACGUUCUAUCAUAUGUCUUGAGGUGAUGUUUUUGAACUUAUCUCUAGAAAAAAGGUGGGAAGAAUAAUAUACACAUACUGAUAAUGUGAAAAACAUGAUUUAUAGUAUUGUAGAUUCUUACAGGUCCUUUUAUUUCAGUGAUAAUAUUAUUAACACCAUUGACUAAAUAAUGUUGAAUAUUGUACAAUUUCAUACAUGACAUAGAUGUUUUUACUUUGUAAAAAAUUAUGUUGACUUGUACUAAAUAUUAUUUUGGAAUAUGAAAUUAGAAUUAUUCAUCAAUGCAUUAGUCCUACAGUAAUUAAGUGAAGGUUUUGGCGGAAAGUGGAUUUUUAUUGUUUCUGUAUAAUGUGUAUGUAUAUAUGUGUGUGUGUGUGUGUGUGUGUGUGUGUAUAUAUAUAGUUGAAGUUGGAAGUUUACAUACACUUAGGUUGGAGUCAUUAAAAGUUUUUCAACCACUCCACGAAUUUCUUGUUAACAAACUAUAGUUUUGGCAAGUCGGUUAGGCCAUCUACUUUGUGCAUGACACAAGUAAUUUUUCUAACAAUUGUUUACAGACAGAUUAUUUAACUUAUAAUUCACUGUAUCACAAUUCCAGUGGGUCAGAAGUUUACAUACACUAAGUUGACUGUGCCUUUAAACAGCUUGGAAAAUUCCAGAAAAUGAUGUCAUGGCUUUAGAAGCUUCUGAUAGGCUAAUUGACAUCAUUUGAGUCAAUUGGAGGUGUACCUGUGGCUGUAUUUCAAGGCCUACCUUCAAACUCUGUGCCUCUUUGCUUGACAUCAUAGAAAAUCAAAAGAAAUCAGCUAAGACCUCAGAAAACAUAUUGUAGUCCUCCACAAGUCUGGGUCAUCCUUGGGAGCAAUUUCCAAGUGCCUGAAGGUACCACGUUCAUCUGUACAAACAAUAGUACGCAAGUAUAAACACCAUGGGAACACGCAGCCGUCAUACCGCUCAGGAAGGAGACGCGUUCUGUCUCCUAGAGAUGAACGUACUUUGGUGCGAAAAGUGCAAAUCAAUCCCAGAACAACAGCAAAGGACCUUGUGAAGAUGCUGGAGGAAACGGGUACAAAAGUAUCUAUAUCCACAGUAAAACGAGUCCUAUAUCGACAAAACCUGAAAGGCCACUCAGCAAGGAAGAAGCCACUGCUCCAAACCCGCCAUAAAAAAGCCAGACUACGGUUUGCAACUGCACAUGGGGACAAAGAUCGUACUUUUUGGAGAAAUGUCCUCUGGUCUGAUUCAACAAAAAUAGAACUGUUUGGCCAUAAUGACCAUUGUUAUGUUUGGAGGACGAAUGGGGAGGCUUGCAAGCCGAAGAACACCAUCCCAACCGUGAAGCAUGGGGGUGGCAGCAUCAUGUUGUGGGGGUGCUUUGCUGCAGAAGGGACUGGUGCACUAAACAAAAUAGAUGGCAUCAUGAGGUAGGAAAAUUAUGUGGAAUUAUUGAAGCAACAUCUCAAGAUAGUCAGGAAGUUAAAGCUUGGUCACAAAUGGAUCUUCCAAAUGGACAAUGACCCCAAGCAUACUUCCAAAGUUGUGGCAAAAAGUCAAGAUAUUGAAGUGGCCAUCACAAAGCCCUGACCUCAAUCCUAUAGAAAAUGUGUGGGCCGAACUGAAAAAGCGUGUGGAAGCAAGGAUGGCUUCAAACCUGACUCAGUUACACCAGCUCUGUCAGGAGGAAUGGGACAAAAUUCACCCAACUUAUUGUGGGAAGCUUGUGGACGGCUACCCGAAACAUUUUACCCAAGUUAAACAAUUUAAGGCAAUGCUACCAAAUACUAAUUGAGUGUAUGUACAUUUCUGACCCACUGGGAAUGUGAUGAUUAAAGCUGAAAUAAAUCAUUCUCUCUACUAUUAUUCUGACAUUUCACAUUCUUAAAAUAAAGUGGUGAUCCUAACUGACCUAAGACAGGUAAUUUUUACUAGGAUUAAAUGUCAGGAAUUGUGAAAAACUGAGUUUAAAUGUAUUUGGCUAAGGUGUAUGUAAACUUCCGACUUCAACUGUAUGUAUAUAUAUAUAUAUAUAUAUAUAUAUAUACACACACACACGUGUGUAUAUAUAUAUAUAUAUAUAUAUAUAUACACACACACACGUGUGUAUAUAUAUAUAUAUAUACAUACAUACAUACAUAUUAUAUGUGUGUGUGUAUGUAUGUAAACAGUAUGCCUAUUGUUAUUACCUUGUGACUGAUUUGCCAAAGGGUCGAGCUUUGAGAACACUAAUGUUCUUUUGAAGUUUUGAUUUAAGAUUUUAAACCACAAAUGAAAGGGAAUGUGAAUCAAAAAAGUCUCCUGU
Molecule: messenger RNA, 4715 nt
Organism: Salvelinus fontinalis (brook trout)
Lineage: Eukaryota; Metazoa; Chordata; Actinopteri; Salmoniformes; Salmonidae
Product: WD repeat domain phosphoinositide-interacting protein 1-like
Exons: 13
Coding region: 314-1705 (463 amino acids)
Biological process (GO): nucleophagy; autophagy of mitochondrion; protein lipidation
Cellular component (GO): cytosol; phagophore assembly site membrane; extrinsic component of membrane
Molecular function (GO): phosphatidylinositol-3,5-bisphosphate binding; protein binding; phosphatidylinositol-3-phosphate binding
Source: RefSeq, a predicted model, not a curated record